AUGGCUUUUUCGAUUCUCCUCGCGGACCCUGAAGCCCACAGCCGCCUUAGGGACGUCAUUGCGGAGCAAGGACCAUUCGACGGUAUUAUGGGUUUUAGUCAAGGCGGAUCCAUAGCGUUGUCCUAUUUGUACCAGCAACAGCGCGAAGGCCUCGACCCGGAUCUCAAAUUCGCCGUUCUGCUGUCCUCGGUGGUUCCUUUUUCAGCCGAUCCCCGUACCCACGAGAAAGCAAUCAAACACAUAUUCUGCGACCAGGACUACCACCCUGAAUCCCUGCCUCAGGAUCCAUCAUCAGUGGCGGCAGUAGCCGAGACAAUGAAGGAAGUUCUAUCGCGCACCUUUGCGGCUUCGUGCAGCAUUGGCGCCACGGCCGCCGGCUACGACAAUCGGCUCUUUUUCCGACCGGGGGCGGAUCCAUCGGGCGUGCCGCGCGUGCUGCACCCGCGCCUCCUGGCUGCAGGUGAUGAUUCUCUCGGCAUGCCGACGGUGCACGCGCAUGGCCGCAGAGACGAUGCAGCGAUGAAGGAGAUGGCCGAAGCGGCGCGUGGCAUAUGUGACCCUCGACUGGCUAAGCUGCUGGUACACUCGGGUGCGCACUGUCCCCCGCAGCGGCCGAGCGACGUCACUGCCCUGGUUCAGGCUGUGCACUGGGCCGUUAGGCAACACCUUGAGAGCGCUCAUUUGUGA
This is a messenger RNA of Pyricularia grisea, 687 nucleotides long. RefSeq lists its product as uncharacterized. The record is from RefSeq and is a predicted model, not a curated record. Lineage: Eukaryota; Fungi; Ascomycota; Sordariomycetes; Magnaporthales; Pyriculariaceae. Gene Ontology annotation, cellular component: nucleus; cytoplasm. The transcript is spliced from 2 exons. Bases 1 to 687 code for a protein of 228 amino acids.